Messenger RNA from Cololabis saira (Pacific saury), 3316 nucleotides. It is a transcript of the gene nfxl1, whose product is annotated as nuclear transcription factor, X-box binding-like 1. The record is from RefSeq and is a predicted model, not a curated record. Gene Ontology annotation, biological process: regulation of DNA-templated transcription. Gene Ontology annotation, molecular function: DNA-binding transcription factor activity, RNA polymerase II-specific; zinc ion binding; RNA polymerase II transcription regulatory region sequence-specific DNA binding. Lineage: Eukaryota; Metazoa; Chordata; Actinopteri; Beloniformes; Belonidae. Gene Ontology annotation, cellular component: nucleus.
CAUGACGGCGCAGGGCAGCGCCGAGGCACCGAGGUGACUUCAGCUUCAAACCGCUGCUUUAACGGCAUUUAACGGGGGGUUUCUGCGUGGUUCCGGGACGGUUCGGUUCGGCGGCUGGUGCCGCUGUUUCUGCUGGUGGUUACGCGAUCCGGAGCUGGUUUUAACCCGGAAUCAGCGACCAGAGUCACCGGGACCAGCCUGAGCUCCGCGGUCUCCGCCACGGUCACGUGGACAGGCCCGUUGCCAUGGAGCCCGCCUGGCGCCAGCAGGGGCGGGGCCGGGGGCGGAGUCAGGAGGCUCCGAAGCCACGCCCCCCACCGGAGCGGCCGGGGGCUGGGCGUGGAGUGAAGACGGCCCCGCCCCCUCCCGAGCCUCCACCAGGCAAGUCCAGGUUUGAGGAGAUCCGAAGGUCCGACCAGGAGGCAGCAAGGCGAUUGGCUGAGAGGCGCGUUAGCUCCUCCUCCUCCGACGACGACGACGAAGAUGGAGACCAGGAGGGUGGAGACCGGGGGAGGAUCCUGGCCUCCACCUUCACCAGCUACACCCAGACAGGUGGAGACGACUCGGGUCUGUCCAGAACCGGUCAGUACGUCAACGACUUGUUCCAGUCCGGAGCUUUAACCUGCUUGAUCUGCAUCGCCUCGGUGAAGAGAACGCAGGCGGUGUGGAGCUGUUCCGGAUGCUUCUCCCUCUUCCACCUGCCCUGCAUCCAGAAGUGGGCCAGAGACUCCGCCUUCCUGGUUUCCUCCGCCACCGACGAGGACUUUGGUCAGCACCAGCCGCCCUGGCCCUGCCCCAAGUGUCGGUUGGAGUAUCCGCCCAGCGCUACACCCUCCAGGUACACCUGCUACUGUGGGAAAGUGCAGGACCCCCCCUCCGACCCCUGGCUGGUUCCUCACUCCUGCGGAUCCGUCUGUCAGAGGGAGCUGAAACCCAGCUGUGGACACACCUGUCUGCUACUCUGUCACCCAGGUCCCUGCCCUCCGUGUCCCAAGAUGGUGUCAGUGUCCUGCAUGUGCGGCAAAGCCAAGCCCCUCCCCCGUCGCUGUAGCAACAAGGUCUGGUCCUGCCAGAAGCCGUGUGGACAACUGCUGUCCUGCAGGCAGCACACCUGUACUCAGCCCUGCCACUCAGAAUGCUCGGCGUGCCCCCGGUUCAGCGUCCAGAGCUGCGUCUGCGGCCGCCAGAGAACUGAGAGACCCUGCAGUAGUCCUCGCUGGAACUGUGAACAGGUGUGCGGCGCCCCCCUCACCUGUGGGAAUCAUACCUGCGAGGUGAUGUGUCAUGAGGGGGCGUGUCCUCCGUGUCCCCGCUCCGUCAGCAGAACCUGUCCCUGCGGAAAGACCAGCUCCGCCCUUCCCUGCACGGAGGAGGUUCCUCCCUGCGGCGACACCUGCGACCGCCGGCUGUCCUGCCUGAAGCACAGCUGCACCCUGAGGUGCCACCGGGGGAGCUGCGACACCUGCAGACAGGAGGUGGAGAAGUCGUGCCGCUGCGGCCGCUACAGGAAGCUAAUGGCGUGUCAUAAGGAAUAUCUGUGUGACUCCAAAUGUCCUCGAACCCGGAACUGCAGCAGACACGGCUGCCGGAGGAAGUGUUGCCCCGGCAACUGCCCCGCCUGCGACCAGGGCUGCGGUCGAACGCUGGGCUGCAGGAACCACCGCUGUCCGUCCGUCUGCCACCAAGGUAGCUGCUAUCCCUGCCCGGAGACGGUGAAGGUUUCCUGCACCUGCGGGUCGGCGGUUCUGGUGGUUCCCUGCGGCCGAGAGAAGAGCACGAAACCGCCGCGCUGCCGCGAGACCUGCAGGUGUCCCCCCUCCUGCCACCACCCCACCAGGGAGGUCCACCGGUGCCACCCGGGAACGUGUCCCCCCUGCAGGCAGAAAUGCCUGCUGGGUCUGCCGGGCUGCAGCCACCGCUGUCCAGAACCCUGCCACGACCUGGUUCUGGUCCGGUCCCAGCAGGUCCAACUGGCCGGUCCGUGGGAGCAGCCGUCAGAACCGGCCUUCAUGAAGAAAGCGCUGCCCUGCCCUCCGUGCCAGGAACCGAUUCCAACGUCCUGUUUUGGAGAACAUGAGGUCACCCCCGUGCCGUGUCAUCGGAGGGGGCGGUUCUCCUGCAGACGGCCGUGUGGACGACCUUUGACCUGCGGAAACCACAGCUGCAGCCGGGAGUGUCACCUGGUUACCAAAGGCAACGAGUGUGAAGCGUGUGAGGAGUCCUGCUCUAAGCCCCGCCCCCCCGGGUGCCCCCACCCCUGCUCCCGCCCCUGUCACCGUGACGACUGUCCCCCCUGCGGUCACAUGACCCGCCAGCGCUGCCACUGCAAGAUCAGCCUGCUCUACGUGGAGUGCACGAAGUGGACGUCAGCUGACCGUCAGACCAAGUUAGAGCUGAGCUGCUGCACCAACCAGUGUCCUCGAGAGCUGAGCUGCGGCCACCGCUGCAGGCAGGUGUGUCAUCCAGGUGUGUGUGAGAGUCGCUGCCAGCACAAGGUGAAGCUCCGGUGUCCCUGCAGGAGGAUCAAGAAGGAGGUCCAGUGCUCGGCGGCAGCCCCCGCUAACCUCCAGUGUGACGACGUCUGCAAGGAGCAGCAGAGGAAAGUCAGCCAGGUGAAGGAGGCGGAGCUAAGAGCAGCGCAGGAGGAGGAGCAGAAGAAGCUGCAGGACGAGCUGGAGGCCUUCGAGAAGCGCCGCGGCGGGAGGCGGAGCAAGAGGCGGGGCCGGAAGGAGGAGCUAGCGGACCCCCGGGGGGGCGGCGGGUGGACCCGGGUCCUGCUUCUGGUUCUGGUCCCGCUGGCCGGGGUUCUGCUGGCGGCCGCUGGCUACCACCUGCUGAACCGGGCCUGAACCAGAACCGCCGGGUUCCCCCCAGCCGGAGGGACCGGAGUUCCUGGAACCAAUCAGCUGCUGACGGAUCAGAACUUUACAAGAACAAAGUCCAGCUGUGUUUUAGUUGUAGAAGAAGUUUCUGCUUUAUUUAACCGGUUCUGGUCCCCACAAACCGGUUCUGGUCCUCACGAACCGGUUCUGGUCCCCACAAACCGGUUCUGGUCCUCCUGGUUUACUUCUAAUUGAUGACUGCGUUUCAACUUCUCUGUAAUCUUCUCCAUCACUAACCAACUAAUGAUAAUAAUAACAAUAUUAUUGUUAUCAUUAUUAUUAUUAUUAUUAUUAUUAUUAUUAUUAAUCUUUUUCAUCGUCACUAACGAACUAAUGAUAAUAAUAUUAGUAGUAUUAUUGUUGUUCUUCUUCAUCGUCACUAACCAACUAAUAAUAUUAUUAUUAAUCUUCUUCAUCGUUACUGACCAACUGAU